Molecule: messenger RNA, 1507 nt
Organism: Aspergillus steynii IBT 23096
Lineage: Eukaryota; Fungi; Ascomycota; Eurotiomycetes; Eurotiales; Aspergillaceae
Product: CAAX prenyl protease RCE1
Exons: 4
Coding region: 222-1226 (334 amino acids)
Biological process (GO): CAAX-box protein processing
Cellular component (GO): endoplasmic reticulum membrane
Molecular function (GO): metalloendopeptidase activity
Source: RefSeq, a predicted model, not a curated record
UUUUCUUUGUCGUCGUCCUCAUCAGCCUCCAGGAAGAUCAUCGUUGGGUUCGUUCUCUCUAGUCUCCAACGACGACCACUAGGCCGGGUCCCCUAUUUUCAUCCCGUUGACUCCGUACAUCCCGCGAUUCCGUCUCUUCAUUGUUAUUCUUAACCCACCGUACUUCCAACCCCGGCCAGGAUUACUAUUGAACGCGAACCAAAUACCUACUUCCGAAAGCCAUGGCGCCCGUCAAUAUCCUGGCGCGUCUCAAAUCUUUGUACUCGAAACAUUACGAUGAACCGGUCAUUUCGGUCCAGGCGGCCGCUUGUUUUUCGAUCCUUCUAACCCUGAUCUAUGUGGCCCCGUUCUAUGUUUCUUCCACCACUCGGCCAUCUCCUACCCUUAGCCGAGAUGCCCCAUCGGUUAUCCGGGCUAGAAUCAGGGCCGUGACUUCUUCCUGCGUCAUCAGCACCUUGGCCGUUUUCUGGUUGAUCAUCGUCAAAGAUAAUGCCCCCGUUUCGGAGGCUCUCAAACUCCUCGGAUGGUGGCCCGUCGGUUUCCUGGAGGUUGUUCGCUCCCUGGUCUUGACGGCCAUCCUCUUUGUCGGGCCUCUAUUCGAACGGGGAAUCGCCGAAGGUGAAUGGAGGGACUGGGUCAGGGGCCGUAGAGUUUCCGAAACACUUCGGGGCUGGAUCGGAUGGAGAAACUAUGUCGCUGGUCCCAUCACCGAGGAGAUCAUGUUCCGUUCGGCCAUCGUGCCUCUCCAUCUACUUGCCAGAGUCUCUGCGGGCCGUAUCGUUUUCAUGGCCCCUCUCUAUUUUGGGAUUGCCCAUGUACAUCAUUUCUAUGAGUUUCGUCUGACUCACCCUGACACCUCGAUCAUCGCGGCAAUGUUCCGGUCUGUCUUCCAAUUCAGCUACACUACAAUCUUUGGUUGGUAUGCUACCUUCCUUUACCUCCGAACCGGAUCUCUCCCAUCUGCUAUCCUUGCCCACACAUUCUGCAACUGGUGUGGUCUUCCUCGUUUAUGGGGCAGGGUUGAGGCUGGAGUACCCAUCGGUCCGCCUCUGGUGAAAGGUAAAGAAGAUCCGGACCGGCCUACCGCGUAUGAGUAUAGCCAACUUGGUGUUGGAUGGAGCGUUGCGUACUAUGCCCUUCUAGUAGGGGGUGCCGUUGGCUUCUAUUAUACGUUGUGGCCUUUGACUGACUCUAAUAAUGCUUUGAUUUCUUUCGCACCUAAAUGAUCCAACCCCUUCCCGGCCAGAAAAAAAGGUCGUGCUGGUGGGAAGAUAUAUUUUCCAUGUGGUUUAUACGAGAACAGCCCUCGCUUCGGCUUUUCAUUGAUUUUGCCGAACAUUUACGACACUUGAUGUGUCGACUCCUUCAAUCUCCGAAUCAACAUCGGUGUGCCCUGGUGAUUUGGGGACUUCGUCGUUACGGCAGGCGGGAAGAUGUUUGCUGUUGGUCUGGACGCUUGCCCGCGAGAAUAAUGAUAAUGAAGUAUAAUAUGUAUAGCUUUCUCUAC